CGCAAUGAAUGUUGAAUGAAUGCAUGCAGCAUUUUUUGCGUGCAGAAUGCAAAAUGUACACAACUAACUUGUCAGCAUUGCUUCAACGGCAGUGCUGCGGUACGGUCGCCUUGUAAAAUUAACUAUGGAACCUAAAGAUCGCUGGAAAUUUUGUGUUAAACUAUGGAUAUUUCUGCUGCUUUUUGCUGGGGUUUCUGCACAGAUGAAUAUGUACAUGACGAAGACAGAGGUGGCAAGAGUUAUGGGAUGGGAGGCAGAGUUGUACUACAUAAGGGAUGAUUUGGUUCAGGAGGCGGCAACGAGGUACGACAUGGCGAUCAAGACAGAUAUCAAUUCAUUAUACUUCAACUGGAGGACACAGCGUCAGGUUUUUUACUCAAUGUCGCUGAAGUCUGAGAAUCUGUGGCUCAUGUCAAAUCCAGGAACUAAUAUCACACUGGACGGGGAGGUCCCAAGAACAGAGACAACGUUUGAAGUGACGUUACACUGUAACGGUAAGGAGACCAGUGAAGUUGGCUUCACCAUGCAGUUGAAUCUCACGCUAUUCUCAGCUAAGAAUAUCACAACGUUGAACUUCAGGAGGAGGAAAACUUGCAUUAUAGAUGAGAGCCAGAAGAUACUGCUGCAGACACCACUGGCUGAAGAUAAACCAGUCGAGGUUAUAUUUGCUGGAAAACAACCAACGAAGACAGUGACCUCAACGAGUAUGUUCUACAUAGCGGUUGGCGUGGUGUGUGGAGUCAUUCUACUCCUGGUCAUGCUGGUUGCAUUGGUUCAUGUGAGAUCCAUCAAGUCAGCCGAUCCAGCCAGUGAAACAUCCAGUAGUCGCUCGACGCACAAGACGGUGAUUAAGAAACCAUCUCCCAACUCUUACACCAAGGCAAAUGGUGUAAAUGGACAUGCUAAUGGCAGCGCUGGCAAGCCACAUAAUGGUUACAUCGGACUCCAUCAUCAGAUUUAUAAAACUAUCCCAGAGACACCAGACUAUACCGAGAAACUACACACAAUCACCAUAGAGAGGAGUCUGAUCACACUGGAAGACUUACUGCUAGAAGGGACCUUCGGUAGAGUGUACCAAGGCAAGCUCCUCACGACGAUCGAUGAUGAAGAAGAAACGGCAACGGAGAAAGAUGUCCUCAUUAAAACUGUCUCAGAUCAAGCGUCUGAGUCUCAGAAGAAGCUUCUAUUGAAGGAGAGUUGCUCGUUACACGGCCUGAGUCAUCGUAAUAUCUUGACCAUCAUGAAUGUCUGUAUGGAGACAAAACCGAUGACAGUCUUCGCUUUUAUGGACCUCGGAAAUCUCAAGCAGUUUCUGAGGAAUGGGAGGGUUGGGCCUGGGGAUACCCACCAGUCGAUAUCAACCAAAGACCUUGUGCAGCUAGCAAUACAAAUUAGCCAUGGUAUGAUGUACCUGGGAAAGAGGAAAGUAGUCCAUAAAGACCUUGCAACAAGAAAUUGUGUUAUUGAUGAGGACUAUAAUCUCAAGAUAACGGACAAUGCUUUAUCUCGCGAUAUAUUCCCAGGAGAUUAUCAUUGUCUCGGAGACAAUGAAAACCGACCCGUCAAAUGGAUGGCAAUAGAAAGUUUACUCGAUAAAAAAUUCACUGCAGCUAGCGAUGUGUGGGCGUUUGGUAUUCUCAUUUGGGAGUUGGUAACAUUAGGGCAGACCCCAUAUGCUGACCUGGACCCAUUUGAGAUGGCGUCGUAUCUCAAGAGUGGAUACAGAAUGCCGCAACCGCAGAACUGUCCAGAUGAACUGUUUUCAUUGAUGGCGUGUUGCUGGGCGUUGCUUCCCACGGAUCGACCAAAGUUCACGCAGCUCUGCGCAGCUUUAACAGACUUCCACAGAGCUCUUGGAAUUUACAUCUAAAGCAUCUCAAAAGUCAAGGAGUAUGUCAAAGGUCAACACUCAGUAGCUGGGGAUGAAGGUCAUCAACUUUACAUGCUGGAUAGUUUUUAAGAUGAUUGUAGGCUGAAUGAAUGGGUUUCAGAGUUUGAACAUCAGGGGCCAAUUUCAUCGAGCUGUUUUGCAGAAAGCAAAUAUUGUUGGGCCAAAUUUCAUAGAGCUAAUUAAGUACGAAAAAAGUAGCUAAGCAGAA
Asterias rubens (European starfish) is the source of this 2099-nucleotide messenger RNA. RefSeq names its product tyrosine-protein kinase RYK-like. NCBI's taxonomy places the organism in Eukaryota, Metazoa, Echinodermata, Asteroidea, Forcipulatida, Asteriidae. The coding region runs from base 125 to 1870 and encodes 581 amino acids. Gene Ontology annotation, cellular component: signaling receptor complex. The record is from RefSeq and is a predicted model, not a curated record. The transcript is spliced from 14 exons. Gene Ontology annotation, molecular function: protein kinase activity; ATP binding. Gene Ontology annotation, biological process: axonogenesis; positive regulation of kinase activity; cell surface receptor protein tyrosine kinase signaling pathway.